Messenger RNA from Canis lupus familiaris (dog), 2626 nucleotides. It is a transcript of the gene RCOR2, whose product is annotated as REST corepressor 2. The coding region runs from base 373 to 2007 and encodes 544 amino acids. The transcript has 13 exons. The record is from RefSeq and is a predicted model, not a curated record. Gene Ontology annotation, molecular function: transcription corepressor activity. NCBI's taxonomy places the organism in Eukaryota, Metazoa, Chordata, Mammalia, Carnivora, Canidae. Gene Ontology annotation, biological process: negative regulation of DNA-templated transcription; regulation of transcription by RNA polymerase II. Gene Ontology annotation, cellular component: transcription regulator complex; histone deacetylase complex.
GCGUGGGCCGGGAGGGUGGUGGGGCUCCGGGGCGCCCCGAAGGCAGGGUGCCCCGACCGCUCCGGGGAGCCCCAAUCCCGUGGAGCGCUCGGAGCGAGCGCGCCCCAGCCGCACCGGACCUUGCGCUCGUCCCCCGCGUACCCCACUUCUGCACAAACUUUUCUGACGCUCUCGCCCGUGGGGGUCGCGGAGAGCACUGAGCCGUCCGCAGGGUUCCCGCCCCGCGGGACCCUGGCCACGCUGACCUCCUGCCUCUCGUAGCCUCAGUGGCGACCUCUCCAGGCCGGGCCGGGCACGGCACUCGAGGCGAGCGCGGCAAGCACCGCGGCUCCCCGAAGGCUCCCGCGCCCCCCGGGGCAGCUGGGCGGGGUAAUGCCCUCGGUGAUGGAGAAGCCGAGCGCGGGCUCCGGGAUCCUGUCCCGCAGCCGGGCCAAGACGGCGCCCAACGGUGGACAGCCCCACUCGGAGGAUGACAGCAGCGAGGAGGAGCACUCGCACGGACCGGAGCCUCCGGCUUGCUUCUUCCCCGGGCCUGGGGGCUGCCGACACAGGGAGUCUGGAGACAGCAUGAUCCGCGUUGGAACCAAUUACCAGGCCGUAAUUCCGGAGUGCAAGCCUGAGAGCCCUGCACGCUACAGUAACAAGGAGCUGAAGGGGAUGCUGGUGUGGUCACCCAACCACUGUGUGUCUGAUGCCAAGCUUGACAAGUACAUUGCGAUGGCCAAGGAGAAGCAUGGCUACAACAUUGAGCAGGCACUGGGCAUGCUCUUGUGGCAUAAGCACGAUGUGGAGAAGUCACUGGCCGACUUGGCCAACUUCACCCCAUUCCCAGAUGAGUGGACCGUGGAGGACAAGGUGCUGUUUGAACAGGCCUUUGGCUUCCAUGGCAAAUGCUUCCAGCGGAUCCAGCAGAUGCUGCCUGACAAGCUGAUCCCCAGCUUGGUGAAGUAUUACUACUCAUGGAAGAAGACCCGCAGUCGGACCAGUGUGAUGGACAGACAGGCUCGGCGACUGGGGGGCCGGAAGGACAAAGAAGACAGUGAUGAGCUAGAAGAGGGCCGAGGAGCUGUGAGUGAGGGAGAGCCAGAUGCUGGAGACCCCAAGAGAGAGCCUCUGCCCUCUCGGCCCCUGAAUACCCGCCCAGGCCCCGGGAAAAAGGAGGCCCAGGGUUCUCAGUACCGCCACCAUCCGCUGCGAACCCGGCGUCGCCCACCCAAGGGCAUGUACCUGAGCCCCGAGGGCCUCACGGCUGUGUCAGGAAGCCCAGACCUCGCCAACCUCACGCUUCGAGGCCUUGAUUCCCAGCUUAUCUCCCUGAAGCGCCAGGUGCAAAGCAUGAAGCAGACCAACAGCAGCCUCCGCCAAGCGCUGGAGGGUGGCAUCGAUCCAUUGCGCCCUCCUGAGGCCAACACCAAGUUCAACUCCCGCUGGACCACGGAUGAGCAGCUUUUGGCUGUCCAAGCCAUCCGUAGGUAUGGCAAAGACUUUGGGGCUAUCGCAGAGGUGAUUGGGAACAAAACUCUGACCCAAGUGAAGACCUUCUUUGUGAGCUACCGGCGCCGCUUCAAUCUGGAGGAGGUGCUGCAGGAGUGGGAGGCUGAGCAGGAUGGGGCCCCAGGAGCCCCAGUCCCCAUGGAGGAGUCUAGGAGAGGGGCCUCCUUGCCAGCCUCGGCCCUAGAGGAAGAUGAUGAGGUGCAGAUCACCUCCGUCUCGACCUCUGUGCCCCGAUCGCUACCCCCCGUGCCUGCCCCCCCUCCACCUCCCACCUCCCUGUCCCAGCCGCCCCCACUGCUGAGGCCACCUUUGCCUACUGCUCCCACCCUGCUCCGCCAGCCACCCCCGCUCCAGCAGGGUCGUUUCCUCCAGCCCCGGCUGGCCCCCAACCAGCCCCCCCCACCUCUCAUCCGCCCUGCUCUGGCUGCCUCCCGCCACAGUGCCCGCCCCGGCCCACAGCCUCCACCCACCCUGAUUGGAGCCCCUCUGGAGCCUCCAGCACCCUCACUGUGAGCCCUGAGGCCCUCCACCCACCAAGCUCCAGAACCCUGUUGCUGGCUUCACUAAGGACAGAAGGGACUACAGAGCUUUUGGCCAGGCCUUUUCAAAGAUCCAGAGCUGCCAGUGGGCACAGUCUGGACCUGUGGGCUCUGCACAAAUUUCUGGCAGCUGAGCCUCUCUGCCCCCACCUGGCCAGGAGCUGGGGCUCAGGAGCCUUCAGAGCUGACCUGAGGGUACUUUCUCUUCCUGGCUGGGGCUGGAAUGGCUGCCUCCUAGUCUGCUGGGGCUUGGCCUUUGGGCCUGGCCCUUUGUGUAGAGGGGGUAGUGACCUUAGCUUGGGGCAUGGGGGAGAGGACAGCCUUGGCUGCUCUCUUUCUUUUAGCAAUAAGUUGGGAGGAGGUGGGGAGGGGGCUGGAGGGGGGAGGUGGGCACAGGUUCCUUUGGGGCCCAAGUGUGGCAGAACUGGAUGGGCAGCUCUCCUGUCUUCUGGAGCCUGCUGAGAAGUGCUGAGGAGCUCUGAGGGUGCCCACUAUACCCACAGCCCAAACGCUUAGAGAAAGGAGGGCUGGGAACAUAUGCAGACAUGGGUUUAUUUUUCAAUGUUUUUAAAAAAUAAAAUCUUCCACGCUCA